AUGCCGCCGAAAAAGGCAACAGUCGAUAAGGGCACCACCAUUCGCGCCGCCUCUCGCAACAAGCAGCGCCCCGCCCACCACCCUUCUUCCUCCGCAAGCCCCUUCGGCUCGUCCUCCGCAUCAUCGCUCGCAUCAUCACUGUCAUCACUAUUCGUUCCUCAGCCUCACGGAAAGGAUGCGGCUCUAGCGUCGCUCUUGGGUUCCAGCUCAAAGCUGACGUCGAACCUCGGCCAGGCGGCUGGGUUGGCUGCUUUCGGAUCGUUCACACAGCCGCAGUCGCACGCUACGAGCGCAAGUGUCCAGACAAGUCUUGAUGAUAGGCAGAAGGGCAAGAAGAAAGAUGUCUCGACCAGGGUCCCAGCUCCUUCGGUCGACACUGUGACCAAACAUGACAUUGCAGGACAGCAGGAGGCGACGGCGUCGGGCAGCAAACAACCUGAUGCCCAUGUUAAGAACGAUCGCGUGCAAAAGCAUUCAAAGGGCGCAGUCGCAGCCACGUCAGGUGUUCCGCCGAAUAGGAAACCGGUGUUUCGACCUGUACUGGCGAGCUCUACCGCCGUGAGCUGGCCCGAGAUGCCCGUUGCUGGAUCCAAAGUGGUGCUUCAUACGCUGUUGGAGGUUCUUGCAAAGGCGGAUGUCCAGGCAGCGCUGUACCGCGAUCUGGGGAGGAGGUCACGCGCGGGGUCGUCAAAGCCAGGCGAAGGUGCACGAGGCGAGGAUAUGGACAUUGAAAACGGAGCGGACAAGGUCGCGCAUGUACAAGUCCUGGCCGGGAUCAACAGCAUCACGCGUGCUAUUGAGGACGAUAUCGCUCGGGAUCUGGCAAGGAUACAAACCAACACCUCGGAGGCUAAAGGCAAGCAAGCGCAGACUGAAGCAGCACCACCUAGCGUUCGAAUCGUCUUCGUGUGUCGUCACGACCUCCCCUCACCAAGCCUGGUCUCGCACCUUCCGAUGCUGGUCGCUGCUCGUAACGCCGUCCUGCACGCCUCCCAACCGGACCUUCACGGCGGCGUACUCCUCUUCCCCCUCCCCUCCGCCUCCGAACCCCUCCUCGCGCAAGCGCUCAACCUCCGCCGCACCUCCAUCUUCGCCCUCACCACCGCCUUCCCUCCACACCACCUCGAUCACCUACUCAGCGCCAUCCAACGCGAAACAUGCUCCACCUGUCUCCCACGCGCUGCCUGGCUCGAAACCGCCAUCCUCUCUUCCACAUCCUCACAAACCAACCUCAACUUGCUGCAGAGACCAACGUCGAUCAAGCUGUUACGCACCACCCAACCAACCGAUCUCAACGCAUGUAAAGCAGCAAAGAGGACGAGGAGGAAGGAGAGAUCGGUGAGGUGGAAGAGGAAGAAGAUGGCCGCGCUGCAGCAGGUUAAGGGUUUGGAGAGGGAGUUGAAGAUGGAAGAGAGGAAGAGGAGGGCAUCGAGGAGGGUAGGGGCGACGAGUCAGAAGGAGGCACGAGCGUGA
Molecule: messenger RNA, 1473 nt
Organism: Pseudozyma hubeiensis SY62
Lineage: Eukaryota; Fungi; Basidiomycota; Ustilaginomycetes; Ustilaginales; Ustilaginaceae
Exons: 1
Coding region: 1-1473 (490 amino acids)
Biological process (GO): intronic box C/D snoRNA processing; rRNA processing; nuclear-transcribed mRNA catabolic process, RNase MRP-dependent
Cellular component (GO): cytosol; nucleolar ribonuclease P complex; ribonuclease MRP complex
Molecular function (GO): ribonuclease MRP activity
Source: RefSeq, a predicted model, not a curated record